Molecule: messenger RNA, 870 nt
Organism: Lindgomyces ingoldianus
Lineage: Eukaryota; Fungi; Ascomycota; Dothideomycetes; Pleosporales; Lindgomycetaceae
Product: COX4-domain-containing protein
Exons: 3
Coding region: 1-570 (189 amino acids)
Biological process (GO): mitochondrial electron transport, cytochrome c to oxygen
Source: RefSeq, a predicted model, not a curated record
AUGCUGCGCUCCUCCGUCAUCCGGGCCACGAGGAGCUCGGCCUGCAUCGUCCCCUCGUCCGCGACCCGACCAGCCCUUCGUGUGCCUCGAAUCGCACCCGCCGUGUGCCUCCAACAGCAGCAGACCCGCCAGGCACAUGCCAUCUCCAACCCGACGCUGGCUAACAUCGAGAAGCGAUGGGAGGACAUGCCCCCCCAGGAGCAGGCCGAUCUCUGGAUGUCGCUUAGGGACCGCAUGAAGGUCGACUGGAAGGAGAUGACGAUGCAGGAGAAGAAGGCCGCGUACUACAUUGCGUUCGGCCCCCAUGGCCCGCGAAGGCCUCCCCCUCCAGAUGAGGGCCGCAAGGUUUUCAUCCUCGUCUCGGCCAUUAUGGGCGUUUCAAUCGUCCUCUUCUCCCUCACCCGCGUGUUUGCGAACCCCCAACGACCGCGCACUAUGACGAAGGAGUGGCAGGAGGCAACAGAAGAGUACCUGAAGGCACAAGGCACCGAGACGAUUACCGGAUACAAGGGAAUGAUGGUACAGAGCAAGCCAGGGCCCAAGAACCAAUUCGGCGAUGAUGAGGAAUAGAGGAUGUCUAGACCAUCGUGGUGGCAUACAAACAAUACCAAAAUUAAUACCCAACUUAUUCCCUCUCUUUGGGUCCAACAGCGCAUUUCCUUUUGGUACUGUUUGCAUGAAGAUAUCUGAGGUCGAUGAGAGCGGUGCGGGUUCGCGAAUAGUGAAUCGCUGCUGAGUUGGCCGUUGUCAUAUUAGUCUCCCUGUGUACAGAAAUUAGACAGACCCAUUUCCUCAGCCUGUCCCUUUUGCGUAAUGCAUAUUUUAUUACGAGCUCGUAUGUGUAUACGUUCGUGCUCUACAGUCUCCGCU